CCGAGUAUACAUAGAUCACCCUUGCACUGCUAGCUGCUCAUAAACCAUGGAGAAUAUAGCAUCGCACACUUCGUGCAUCAGCCAGCCGGCGUCCGUGUCGACCGGCGAGAGCAGCUGGGCGAUGCACGUCGCGGGCCUUUUGGCGUCGUCAGCGCACAGCCACCAGGAGACGGAUCGUCAGGGAGGAGGAGUCUCUGAGAGUAGCUUCUCCUCUGGCUUCUCUUCCUCCUUCGAUUCCUUGGGCGAUGACUCUUUCUUCACGUCGGACAUGGUGUGCUCUGACGAAGACGACGAUGAUUCUUUGCAGGACACUGCGUGUUCCUCCGCAGCUGGCCCUAAGGUAGCCAGCAUGCAUAUGUCUAUGAAGUCCAUGGUAACCAUGGAUGCAAAAGAGAUGAACAAUUCCCAGCUGUUGCAGGCCAAGUAUUUUCUCGAGGCGGAUACGCGGCAGCAGGCGACUGCGAUGGCUCAAGAAAUGAUCAGCGCUGGAAAAAGCAAUGAGAAGCAGCUGUAUGAGUGUAAUGAUCUGAGGAAGAAAGGGCUUUGUUUGGUCCCUCUAUCAAUGUUGAUAGACUACAUAGGGUGAUUAAGAAGUUGAUUCAGUUAUGUAGUAUGAUAGUUCGUACAUCCCUCUCUUGUCCGAUCGAGCUAGCUGUGUUAUGAUAAAACUAGAUGCCAAAGAGUUGAAGGAUAUAGAAGUGGGACAUGUGGGAUACGUGACAUUGUCUUUACUUGACUUUCAUUCAAGACUCUAGACUCUCUUUUUCCGUCUUAAUAAAUCCGGAUUUUAUUAUCCCA
Messenger RNA from Lolium rigidum, 798 nucleotides. RefSeq names its product vascular-related unknown protein 3. The coding region runs from base 47 to 586 and encodes 179 amino acids. The record is from RefSeq and is a predicted model, not a curated record. Gene Ontology annotation, biological process: xylem development. Lineage: Eukaryota; Viridiplantae; Streptophyta; Magnoliopsida; Poales; Poaceae. The transcript is spliced from 4 exons.